CCGCACGCGGCACGCCUGUGAUGACUGCAGUCGAUGGUGUAGAACUGUCAUGCCUGUUUACAGUAUAAACUUUUCAAUAACCUAUUUUGAUGUUUUAGAUUUUUAUUCAAUUUGAUAAUAAUUCGACACUUGUCAAACUCAUAUAUUUGCAAUGCAUAUACCAAAACCUGUUCUUUUGGGAAGUGCCAUUGCUUCCUUAACUGGAUGUGUGUAUUUGCUCAAAGAUUACAAUGGUGGAGCAAAAUAUGAAGGCAAUGAAAAAUUGACUAAUAAAAUAGUUAUUGUGACAGGAGCCAAUACUGGUAUUGGAAAAGAAGUUGUUAGGGAUUUGGCGAAUCGAGAAGCUAAAGUAAUUAUGGCCUGCAGAGAUUUAUUCAAGUGUGAACAGGCUCGAGAAGAAAUAGUGUUUGAAUCAAAAAAUAAAUUUGUUUAUUGUAGAAAAUGUGACUUAGCAUCUCAAGAAAGCAUUCGAGACUUUGUCAAACAAUUUACCAAAGAAUUUCCCAAACUUCAUAUUCUUAUCAACAAUGCUGGUGUCAUGCGAACUCCACUCAGCUAUACCAAAGAAGGUAUUGAACUACAAAUUGGUGUUAAUCAUAUGGGUCAUUUUCUCUUGACCAACUUACUGCUAGAUACUUUGAAAGCUUCUGCACCAGCAAGAGUAAUCAACGUCUCUAGUUUAGCUCACUUUAGAGGAAGAAUCAAUAUAAGUGAUUUUAAUAGUACAGAAAGAUAUGAUCCAGGUGCAGCUUAUGCACAAAGCAAGCUUGCAAAUGUUUUAUUUACUGUAGAAUUGGCUAAAAGAUUAAAAGGAACUGGUGUAACUUCAAAUGCUGUUCAUCCUGGCAUUGUAGAUACAGAAAUAACAAGAUAUAUGGGUUAUUACAAUAGUUUUAUAAGUUCUAUAUUUUUAAAACCAAUUGUAUGGCCAUUUAUAAAAACUCCCAAACAAGGAGCUCAAACUAUUAUAUAUGCUGCAGUUGAUCCUAAACUAGAAAAUGUAACUGGGGAAUAUUUCAGUGAAUGCAAGAUAGCAGAAAAAGCUCCAAUUUGUAAUAAGGAAAAUUUGUUGUCUUGGUUGUGGAAAACUAGUGAAAGAUGGACGAAACUUCAACAAUAAUUGUUGAAAUUGUUUUGUAUAGAAAAUUGUACAUCUUGAUAAAAGUUAUUAAAAUUGUAUAGAAUCUUAUAAAACAUUCUAUUAAAGAAUUUUUCAGUUAUUUGAA
Messenger RNA from Trichogramma pretiosum, 1226 nucleotides. RefSeq names its product retinol dehydrogenase 13-like. The record is from RefSeq and is a predicted model, not a curated record. The coding region runs from base 152 to 1120 and encodes 322 amino acids. The transcript has 6 exons. NCBI's taxonomy places the organism in Eukaryota, Metazoa, Arthropoda, Insecta, Hymenoptera, Trichogrammatidae.